Molecule: messenger RNA, 1941 nt
Organism: Triticum turgidum subsp. durum (durum wheat)
Lineage: Eukaryota; Viridiplantae; Streptophyta; Magnoliopsida; Poales; Poaceae
Source: the annotation of a GenBank genome assembly
AUGCAUGACCUAGUGCAUGAUCUUGCAAGAGCAAUCUUGGCCGAUCAAGUAAACAGUAAUGGCAGUGUUAUGGGAAAUGGAUGCCUCUAUGCAUUUCUCACAGAUUGUAGCAAGCCAUUGCAGUUAUCCGCGACUUCUCCUGCAAAUAUAAAGGCGUUGCAUUUUCUAGACUGUGGCAAAUUGGAACUCCAUGGUGAUGCAUUUUCACUAGGUACAUGCCUCCCUGUCUUGGAUUUAAGUGAAUGCCGUGUCUUGGAUUUAAGUGAAUGCCUUAUACGGAAGUUGCCAGAAUCUGUUGGUCAACUGAAACUGUUGAGGUUUCUUUGUGCUCCAAGGAUCCGAGAUCACAUGAUUCCCAAUUGUAUCACCGAGCUCUCAGAAUUAAAUUAUCUCAACCUUAGAGGCUCUCAUAAUCUCUCAGCACUGCCGGAUUCAAUUGGUGAUAUGAAGGGUCUGAUGCAUCUUGAUCUAUCAGGUUGCCAUGGAAUACGUGAACUCCCAAAGUCAUUCGCAGAGCUGAAGCAGCUGGUGCAUCUGGAUUUAUCCCAUUGCUAUAUGUCUAUUUCAAAAGCUUUUGGCGGCUUUACAAAGCUUCAAUAUUUGAAUUUAUCAGUUCAGUUUAUUAUUGUAGCAAAUAGGAGAGGUCUGACAGAGGUUAUUGGUAAUCUAACCAAACUCAGGUAUCUAAAUCUAUCAGGGUGCAUGCAUGCUAUGGCCCAGUCAAAAGAUCAAGUUGACAUCUUGCUUGGCUCUCUCAGCACUCUUUCCAAUCUAGAGCAUCUGGACUUAACUGAGAAUCGAGGGCUUUCUAGUAUACCAGAAAGUUUUGGCAACCUCAGGAAACUUCAUACAUUGGACCUCAUAGGCUGCUCCAACAUAGAGAAGCUUCCUGAUAGUAUGUUUCAAAUAGUUAAUUUGAAGGUUCUAAAUGUGGACAACUUUGUUAAAUCCGGGCUCUCCUGGUUAAAUCUUGCCUUGUUGCCACACUUUGUGGUGCAUCCUUCUAGUGAUAAAAGUAGCAGCAAUAUCACCCUGCUUCAGCCUACAAAUCCUGAUAUGCUGACGAUAGAUAGACUUGAAGAUGUGAAGUCUGCAGAAGAGGCUGAGAGUAUAAAACUGAUCGAGAAACAAAAAAUUAAAAUGCUAGCAUUUCAAUGGACUGUACCUGCUGUUAGGUUUGUGGAUGACAAGGAGGUGUUGGAAAAACUAGUGCCACCAAGCAGUACACAGAUAUUGUCUAUAACUGGUUACAGGAGUGUCACCAUUCCUGAUUGGUUUAUGAGCAUUAGGCAGUACCUACCUAAUCUUUGUAAGAUAAAUCUGUGUGAUUUUCAUAAGUGCAAGAGCUUACCACCACUCGGUCAACUACCAAAUCUACUAGAGCUGGGUCUCUAUGGCAUGGAGAGCUUGGAAGAGUUCAACACUGCAUAUACCAGUGGGGAGGGAGGUGCAAAUGAGUUAAUGUUCCCUAAGCUUGAGGCAUUGACCGUAGAGCGAUGUGCAAAGUUGAGGAUACAACCAUGUCUGCCUAGAGAUAUAUCGGUCUUGAUGAUAAUAGAUUGUGAUAAUGUGCUAUUAUCAUUGGGAGAGAGCUUGUCACACAGUGCUGCUUCCUCCUCAUCUCCAUUAACUGAUUUGACUGUUUGUAGCAGCAAGGUGCCCAUGCAUCAGUGGAGGUUGCUUCAUCACCUCCCUGCCCUCCGUAAGUUGACUAUCGGCCGUUGCAGUGAUCUGACCACCUCAACUGAGAUUAUUGAACACCUCUCCUCUCUCGAAUCAUUGUCACUCGACCAGCCAGAACUCCCGAGUUGGUUGGUUGAGCUAACUUCACUACAAGAACUAAGUUUGUCUACGUGCAGAAGCAUGAGACUUUGCCAUCGACGUUUAAGACUGGAAAGAUGUCUUAGCCAUCUUUAUGUUCUCUCUACAUCCAUCCAUUGA